Stegostoma tigrinum is the source of this 14379-nucleotide messenger RNA. It is a transcript of the gene mccc1, whose product is annotated as methylcrotonyl-CoA carboxylase subunit. Gene Ontology annotation, molecular function: methylcrotonoyl-CoA carboxylase activity; metal ion binding; ATP binding. NCBI's taxonomy places the organism in Eukaryota, Metazoa, Chordata, Chondrichthyes, Orectolobiformes, Stegostomatidae. The transcript has 19 exons. The record is from RefSeq and is a predicted model, not a curated record. Bases 234 to 2372 code for a protein of 712 amino acids. Gene Ontology annotation, cellular component: mitochondrion.
CCCUUUCUCAUAUUCCAAGCUGAUUGGUUAUUUGGCAGCAGCCGGCGUACGGGUCGGCGAGGGGACUUAAAGGCGGAUCAAGGACGAGGAGGAACUGUUUUUGUUGUUUUAGUGAGGGACGGUGCAGCGGCGCCGGCAGUUACGGUGGCGGUUCGAGAGCACCCGUCGAGGUGAUACCGAGGGACGGUUUAGUUCCAGGUGGCGAUUCAGGUCCUGCGGCUCACGGUGCCGAGAUGGCGGCGAGGGCCUUGGUGAGAGAGCGGGGGUUCCAGUGGGCCCGGAGAAGCUGCAGACAGCAAUGGCUUUGUGCACUGGCCUUCUUAAGAAAUGCUUCAACAGGCACUUGCAGAAUUGAGAAAAUUCUAAUUGCGAAUCGGGGUGAGAUUGCCUGCAGAGUAAUGCGGACAGCAAAGAAGUUGGGUGUUCGUUCUGUUGCUGUGUACAGUGAAGCAGACAAAAAUUCCAUGCAUGUCACAAUGGCUGACGAAGCUUACCACAUAGGACCUGCAGCCUCCCAGCAGAGCUACCUAAAUGUGGAAAAGAUAAUCCAGGUAGCUAAAACAGCAGCAGCGCAGGCCAUCCACCCAGGCUAUGGAUUCCUUUCUGAGAAUACAGAAUUUGCAGAACGAUGUAAAAAGGAGGGCAUCAUUUUUAUUGGACCUCCUUCUUCAGCCAUUCGAGAUAUGGGCAUCAAGAGCACUUCAAAAGCCAUAAUGUCAGCUGCUGGGGUGCCUGUCAUUAAGGGUUACCAUGGUGAUGAACAAUCUGAUCAACAUUUAAUGGAGGAAGCCAGUAGAAUUGGUUAUCCUGUGAUGAUAAAAGCAGUUCGUGGUGGAGGUGGCAAGGGUAUGCGCAUCGCUCAAACAAAGGCUGAUUUCCUUGAACAGCUGGAAUCUGCACGGAGGGAAGCAAGGAAGUCCUUCAAUGAUGAUGUGAUGCUGAUAGAAAAGUUUGUUGACAACCCAAGACAUGUAGAAGUACAAGUGUUUGGAGACCAGUAUGGCAAUGCUGUUUAUUUGUUUGAGAGAGACUGUUCUGUACAGAGAAGACAUCAAAAAAUUAUUGAAGAAGCACCUGGGCCUGGAAUUAGCCCUGAGGUGAGGAGAAGACUUGGCGAAGCUGCAGUCCAAGCUGCUAAAGCUGUCAAUUACGUAGGAGCUGGGACAGUGGAAUUUAUCAUGGACGCUCAGCAUAAUUUUUAUUUCAUGGAAAUGAAUACAAGAUUACAAGUGGAGCACCCAGUCACUGAGAUGAUAACAGGAACUGAUCUUGUUGAAUGGCAACUUCGGGUUGCGGCUGGAGAGGAACUUCCUUUGACACAAAAGGAACUCUCAGUUCAAGGUCAUGCAUUUGAAGCAAGAAUAUAUGCAGAAGAUCCAAAUAAUAACUUUAUGCCAGGAGCGGGGCCUUUAAUCCAUCUGUCAACACCAGUACCAGAUACUUUUACAAGAAUUGAAACUGGAGUCAGACAAGGUGAUGAAGUCUCUGUGCAUUAUGAUCCAAUGAUUGCCAAGCUGGUGGUUUGGGGUGAUGACCGUACAGUGGCACUAAAUAAAUUAAAAUAUUGCUUGCAUCAGUAUAAUAUUGUAGGCUUGAACACCAACAUAGAUUUCCUACUCAAUCUUGCUGCUCAUCCUGAAUUUGAAGCUGGAAAUGUGCAUACAGACUUUAUCCCACAACACUAUGAUGUACUGUUCCCGACAAAGAACGCAACUAGUAAAGAUGUCCUGUGCCAGGCAGCACUUGCUUUAAUACGGCAUGAAAGGAUUCAGACUAACAAGUUUAAGGCAUUUUCACAUGAUCCAUUUUCACCAUUUUCAAACAGUAGUGGCAGACGAUUGAAUGUUCUGUACAGCAGGAAUCUUGUGUUGCUUGAUGGGCAGAAUAAGGUGACUAUGGAUGUGUCAUAUAACCAUGAUGGGACUUACAGUAUUCAGGUUGAUGGAGAAGUAUUCCAUGUAUUUGGAGAACUGGAGAAGGAGGGUGAAGCUACAUACCUGAAAUGUUCAGUCAAUGGAAUGGUUUCCAAGCCUAAAGUAGUUCUUACAGACAACACUAUUCACCUGUUUUCAAUGGAAGAAUCUGUGCAAGUUAAUACCCCUGUGCCAAAGUACUUAGUUGGAAUUGAUGCCGCUGGAUCUCAGGGAGGAGCAGUUGCACCAAUGACUGGAACUAUUGAAAAGGUGUUUGUUAAGGAAGGUGAUCAUGUCAAGGCUGGAGAUGCGCUAAUGGUAAUGAUAGCCAUGAAAAUGGAGCAUACAAUAAAAGCGCCAAAGUCUGGUGUGAUCGCAAAAGUUCUCUACAAAGAGGGUUCCCAAGCUAACCGAAAUGCUGCAUUGGUAACAUUUGUGGAGGAAGAAAAUUCACAAUGAAUUCAACUCAUAUUUUAUUUGGACAACUGUGCAAAAAGACCAUGAUCUAAGAAUACCUCAUGUGACUGUUGAGUGAAUUUAGGUGCUUUUAUUACAAAUUGUUUUGAUAGCUCAGUUUUUAUAUAAUGGUAAACUGCAAUAAUAAAUGGUACUUGUACACUAAACAAAAACUGAGCUACUACUUUUGAUCAUAAAUUACUUGCUUUAGUGACUUAUGUAAUUCAAAACCUUUGGUCAGCAUGUUAGCUACCUGGGAAAUUUGUGUUACAUUUCAUUAAUACGACGGCUCACUUAAGUUCUGGAGGGAAGAGUAUUUAUCUAUAUUUAAUCACUUUUACACCAUAUUACGGGAUUUCUGACUUUCCCCAAGUGAGUUAUUUUUGUAUUAAAAUGUUACGCUAAGGAAAUUUUAAAUUCUUGCUUGGAGAAAAUGUGCACUAAAAUCUUGUGAAAUACUGAGCACGUUAGGUAGCGUCUGUCGCUAUAAACAGAAUUGAUGGUUAUGAUUUCCUUCCAUACAGAUGACAGGAAGAGGAAAUAGUCAGUUGGCACUGGUGAGUUAUCUGUCCCCUUUUCCAGCCAUUUCAGCAGUCAGAUUCUGAGCAGGAAGAUUUAUGGCCCACUUUCCCACCCCAUCAAUUAAUUUCAGUUAACAGCCAUUUAAGAUCCCCAACCAACCACUGCCCUGAUUACCAGGUGAAAAGACCAACAGAGAAACAAAGAUGGACUGCCUGCUACAUUGGCCUCCAUUUGCUCCAAGCUGGGACAUAAAUAGGGGACAUUGAGAUCACCACUGAAAACCACACCCCUAUCACAUCUUUGUCUCUAAACCCCUUUUCUGCAUAAACUCAAGGAUGUGUUACCCCUGUUUUCCAACCCAACAAGACAGCUGUUCAUAACUGUGCAUCUUGAGUCUCUGGCAACAUUCUCCAUCUCCCAAUGGUUGCCAGCCUCUGGUAGCUGCUUCUGGUGGGGAGAGUCCAAUGCAAGGAUAUUGAUAGGCUGACAAGCUUGCUGAUAUUUUUAUUCUCUCCUGGGUUCUGGAUGUGGCUGGUGGCCAGUAUUUGUUGUCCUUGAAAAGACGUUGGUGACUUCUUGAACUGCUACAGUCCAUCUGCCAUUAGGUAGAUGCAUAAUGCUGUCAGGGAGGAAAAUCCAGGAUUUUGACCCAGUGACUUUUUCUUCACCUAAGUGACUGACUUAAACUGAUAUAUAACGUGCAGCCACUGGAUGGAUGUCACACAGCUUGGAAGUUGGAGACAGUUCAGGCAGACAGCAGUUGGAAUCUGGCCCAGUUUGCUCAUGGGGAGGCACUCGUUUGGUCUACCUUGUGUUAGUAAUAGCUAAAAUGCUUAAGAGUUCAUGUAACCUGUAUAUAGUUACAGGGAUGUAAUAAACUGCAUCUUGUUAUCAAAGACAUUAACGUCUUUUGCUGAGAUUUAUUCAUGAUUCAUCCUUAAUGGCCUACUAGAGAGUCCCAACACUUGCAUGGAAGAAAGCCUGGUAGCAGCAUUUUACCCCAGUCACAAGUGCUUGGUCCCCACACUUUCUCAUCACUAUUAUAAAAGUUGAUGGGAGUGAAGCGUGUAGUUAGUGACCACUGAAGACAUCUGCUCCUGUAGAGAACAGUAGUUCUUGGUUGGGUCUCUAAUCUUUAAUGAACCAGUUCUCAUGAAAGUUUAUUGACCUAAGGUGUUAAGGCUUUGCUUUUCUCUCUAGAUGCUGCCUAAAAAAUCCAGCAUUUUCUACUUUUAUUUCAGAUUUCCAGCAUUUUCAGUAUUUUGUUGGAGAUACUGUUUCCAAGAUAUUAUUUUGUUUUGGGGCAUUUGAGGUCCUUUACAUCUCACUGCAUACAUAGACAGUAAACUGUUAGUAUGGACAUUUCGUUCCCUUAGCUUGUUACCAAAGCAGUGAAAAUAAAAAUUACUUUUAAUGAGUCAUGUUAUCAUUAGAAGUGAAUUAUGUUUCUUUUCGUGUGACAGAAUCCAGUACUCCUCUAGGGGCUGCAAUUUGCAUCAGCAGCUGCUUUUGACAAAAUCUGUGGUAAACCAUCUUGAGAAGGGGACAUAUGCAGGACUCACCUGCAGUCACCAAAAGCAGCUGAAUCAGUGCUAUCAUGAUGCCAUUUGGACCACAGAGGUCCAUUGUAUAGAUUGAUAGUACUCGCCAAAGAUCUGGCAUUCAGCUGCAACACUGAUGUUACUGAAAGAGACAGGAUCCCAAAUUGCAGGCAUGGUAUAUUUGAAGAACCUCUGAAAAAGUCUGGAUCAGCUGGGAGUGUUUUGGACCUGUUCUGUCAAGUCAGAAGGAGAGAAUAGUAACAGACAAAUAAAAAGUGGCCAUUCAGCCAAUCAUACCUGUGCCAGCUGCCAACUCAUUGCAUUCUGUUAUCUUUUUGCACAGCCUCAAAUUUAUUUAUUCCUUUUUUGGGUGCUUAUCCAACAUCUUUUUGAAAGCCACAACUGAAUCUGCCUCCAUCACACACUCAGCGAGUGCAUUCCAGGUCUUAAACAUCCACCCUAUUUUUAAAAAAAAUUAUGUUGCUAUUUCCACAUAUCAGCAGCUCUCACACCUGGAAUCGUUCUUGUAAAUCUUUUCUGCACCUUCUCCAAACCUUUUACACAACCUUCUUUAAUAUAGUGUCCAUAAUUGAGGGCAACUGUGUUUUUAAAAUUCCUUGCUUUUGUACUCAAUGCUUCCGUUUAAUCUGCCGUGUUACUUUCAACAAUUUGUGCACAUAAAACUCAGGUCUCUGUUUCUGCAUGCCUUUAAAAUUGAAUGUUCUUUUUAUAUUGACUCUUGUUCUUCUGACAAAAAUACAUCACUUCAUAGUUCCCUGCGACAGAUCUCAUCUCUGCCCAUUCCACCUAUCUGUAGAUCUUCCUUUGAAAGUUAUCAUUGUCCCCUCAUCAUUCACAAUACUUCCAAGUUUUGCCAUCUGUAAAUUUUGAAAUUAUGCCUCUGGCAUCAAAUCAAGGUCAAUAUAUAUUGGCCAGUCAGCAGUUUUUGGGUGACUGAAUGCAAAAAAAAUCAGAAGAUGUGACAGAAGGGAAUGGGGUGGGACGUAAGAUCUCCAUGGUUACACCAUGUUCAGCUUGCUUAUCAUUUCAGAAAGCAGGAGGAGCAUAACCUGAGAGUUAAGAAAUGGCAUAAGAUAGGAAUAUGCCAUUAUCCUGAAUGUGCUCAGAUGAUAGAUGGCACAAACUUUGUCACAGUUGCCCUUUGAUCCUGAGAACAGUCCCCUCCAAAAGGGCUCAGGAGAUGCAUGUGUCCUUACUCCUCACUGUGCUGCUUCCUUUCCGCAGGAGAGCAGCAAGUAGAUGUCCUGAAGAUGUGUUCACUCAUGCCGACUAACCAUCUGAGGCUAUUAGACUCUUUAUGUCAUUGCUAUCAUUUGUUCCAGAUGCUGGGAAUUGACUCCAGCCACUUAUUCCUUAUGGCCUACUAGAAGGAGGGCCUUGAGGGAGUUUUGGCCCCACAUAGAGCGGUGAUGUAUCCCGUCCAGCAUCAUCUCCAUUUCCCCAACGCUGUAUCAAUGACCUUAGACCCAAUUAUUUGUCCUUGUGUCCAUUUUCCUUGUUUGAAAGUGUAAUGAUAGCAUUUCCUGUCAUUCAGUGUUAUUUCCUGUCAAAACAGGCACACCACCUUCAAGAAAUGAAAGCUGGCUGCAUGACAUGCUAUCGGUACAUGCUGUUCGGCUCCCUGAUAAGUUUGCGGAAAUAAGGUUAAGGCGUCAUAUCUUUGCGCUUCCCACCUUGAGUGGUAGAGACUGGUCACAUGUGACUGCAUGCUUGAUUAUCAUCAUUUUGUUUUAAGCUUUUAGCCAAAUGGGCUUUACUGCUUUCAUUGCACAGAGAGGAGCUGGAUCACUUAGUAAACUAUGUGUUCAUCUUAUUAGAUAUUCUACCAGAGAGAUUAGAAAAGUAACCUGUUGAAGCUUCUUUACCAUGUACUUUUCAACGUUAUAAUAUACAGUGUCCUAGGGAACAGCAAGAUAUAAUUUCCAUGGAAUAUUCAUUGGGGACGGUGUAGUAACUUAUUUGAUUGUCCUACAACCAAAUCCUAGAUGGAGGGAGAGUCAGAGGUCAAGGUGAUGAUUUGCAAUCCCAACAGUAUGGGAAGGUGAGGUAGUAAAGGGAGAAUAAUAUUGGACAGUCUCCUUUUUAGAAUAAUAAAGUCAACCAACUGCAGAGGAUAACUAUUUGUUCAAAGUGUAUUUUCCGGUCAGCCAAUGGGCACAAGUAGCAUUAUUUGUUGUUUUACAUACUGUGGCUUUCUAGUCUGUUCAGACACAUAAGAUACGAAAUAAAAGCAGACAUCAACAGAUCACCCAUUAUUUUAUUGAAUGGGAGAGCAGGCUUGACUGGCCAGAUGGACUAUUUCAGCUCCUAUUUCAUGUUUGUAUGUUUUCUUUGACCACAAGCUUCAUUUCACUAAAAUGCUGAUUUAUGUGCUAGUUUGGCAGAUGAGAGUUGUAGAUUUAUUUAACAGAUUGUUUUAAUGGUUGCCAUGUUUGUUAUAAGUGGAGAGCAAACAGUAAAGGUGAAAUCCUGAAAGUAAGGCAUUCCAGGGAUACAAAUAGAAAUUGCUCAGAAAAUACUGAUGUAGCAGGUAGUCAUUUAAAUGAAUGCGAUGUGGGUAUCACUGUCUAGGCCAGCAUUUUUUACACAAAUAUAGAGUCAGUUACAUUGUUAUGGAUCUGGAGCCCAUACUAGGCUAGACCAGGUAGACAUCAUAUUUCCUUCCAUAAAGUUCCAUUUUUGAACUAGGUGGGGUUUUACAGCCAUUGAGAAAUGGUUACGUGGCAGCUAUUAGGCUAGCUUUUCUUUCAGUUCAUAUUUCACCAUUCGCAAUGGUGGCAAUUAAACCCAUGUCCCCAGAAUUCUGGAUUACUAGCCCAAUAAUAUUAUCCCUGUGACACUGUCUCACUGGAGAAUACUCAGAAUUCAAUGAAGCAAAAUUUACCAGACAAUAAUUUGGAUACUAAUUUUGAAGAAGUUAUCAUAGCUCUAUUGAUAAUUAUGAAGCAGAAUUAAAUGCAAAAUCAUUCUCAGAACCAUCUUUCUCCAAGACUAAGAUGUACAUGUUUCCAUGAGAAAUUCAGUAAUAAACUAAGCCUUUUUAAUAUUGUACACCAGUAGUCAAAAUAAGUCACCAAUUUGCUUUCAAUCAGUUUUUUCACUUGGAACCAGCCUGUGAGCUAGUCAAAUAAAUCUGUAAUCUAAUGGCAAAAAUGGAACUUCAGUAUUUUAAUUUCUUCCAUUGCUUCUAGAGUAAUGCAUGAUUUCUCAACACUUUUACUUUCUUCAACUUUCAGCAACAUUACAUUUUCUGCAGUGCAAUUUAAAUAUCUUGACUGUAUAAUCCCAUGUAAUUAACUGAUUACUUCUGAACUGUAUAAAUAUCGGGCAUGUUAGGGUUUUUUAAGCAGAUUUUGUUGACACCAAUCUCAACUAUUUAAGGAUAAACUAAAGGUGUUGUCUUGCAUGCUAUUUUAGGCAUCCAUUAUCAAGCUCAAGUGUUCCAGUAUCAAGUAAAGCAGUUACAGAAUUCAACUCUUGCAGCAAACCAUCUUUGUAAGUGCCUGAUACUGUGAAAAGGUGGGAAGUCACAACAAGCCCCAAAAAGAGAUUUUUAAUUCAUCAGUCUGUGCUGUUGCUGAACAUGCAUGUCAUGAACUUUGGUUACAAUCUUAGUUCUGGUCUGCAUCUUUUACAAAAUACACACUAGCAGUGAGAAAUGGAAGACCAAUAAAGACAAUAGCACUAAACAGAUGCGGAGAACUGUGGAUGUGUCAUAAAAAGAACUGCAUGUAGGGUUCUGCGAGGGGAUAAAAGUUCAUAUUUUCAACAGCCGACAAAAAAAAAUUUUGUUUAAUCGUAACUCCUAUGGUAGAAGAAAAUGUGCAUGAGCCUAAUCAAACAGAUUGAUCAAUAAUUUUGAACAGUAAAAGACAGACUCACAUUUCAGGCAUUGAUCUUAGAAACUUUAUCUUACAAUUUGAUUCUUUGCAGUUUAUUUAUUUGAUUGUAAUCAGCCAUAAUGGGGGUAGAAAUACAGCUUUGGUUUUAUAAAAUCAAACCCUGAAAACACUUUGUAAUUUAUUAUAAUUUUGUAAACGUUUUCAGUAGAUCUUCCAAAUAUUGAUCUGAGUAUAAAAUAAAGUUUUACAUUAUUUUAGAGUUAGACUGUCAUACAGCAUGGAAACAGACCUUUCGAUCCAGCCAAUCCAUGCCGACUAUAAUCCCAAACUAACCUAGUCCCACCUGCCAGUAUUUGGCCCAUGUCCCUCCAAACAUUCCUCAUUCAUGUGCUUACAAUUACCACAUUUAAAAGACUUUUAUCGCAUCCACCACUUCCUCUGGAAAUUCAUUCCACUUACGAACCACUUUCUGUGUGAAAAAAAUUGCCCCUUGUGUCUUUUUCUAAAUCUUUCUCCUCUCAGAUAUGCACCCUGGUUUCAAAAUCUCUCACCCCGGGGAAACGAAACCUGCCAUUCACCUUACCUACAUCCCUCGUGAUUUUAUAAAUGUCCAUAAAGUCACCGCUCAACCUUCUAUGCUCCAGUGAAAACGUCCUAGUGAGUCCAGCCUCACAUAACUCAAACAGUCCACGUUUGGCAACAUUCUUGUAAAUGUCUUCUGAACCCUUUCCAGCCUAAUAAUAUCCCUCCAAUAACAGGGCAACCAGAACUGGACACAAUAUUCCAGAAGAUGCCUCAGCAAUGUUCUGUAUAACCUCAACGUAACAUCCCAACUACUAUACUUAAAGGUCUGAGCAAUGAAGGAAACCAUGCUUAAUGCCUUCUUAACCACCCUGUCUACGUGUGAUGCAAACUUUGAAAUGUACUUAAACCCCUAGGUCUGUCUAUUCUACGACAUUACCCAAGGUCCUACUUUUAAUUGUAUAGGUCUGCCUUUGUUUUACCCAAUAUAAUACCUCGCAUUUAUCCAAAUUAAACUCCAUUUGCUACUCUUUGUAACCUUAAAUAACCCUCUACACUGUUCACUAUACCACCGAUCUUUGUGUCUUCUACAAACUUACUAAACAUGCCUUCUAUAUUCUCAUCUAAAUUAUUUAUAUUAAUGACAAAUAAAUGGCCCUUGCACUGAUCCCUGUGAAACGCUGCUGGUCACUGGCCUCUAAUCUGAAAAAUAACCCUGCACCAUCGCUCUCUGUCUCCUGCCAUUAAGUCAAUUUUGUAUCCAGUUGGCAACUCACCAUGAAUCAUGUGAUCUAACUUUACUAAGUAGUCUACCAUAUGUAACCCUGUCAAAGGCCUUGCCAAACUCCUAAAUAAACAAUGUCUAUCGCUCUGCCCUCAUCAAACUUAGUUACUUCUUCAAAAAACUCAGUCAACAUUGUGAGAUAUGAUUUCCCUCACACAAAACCAUGCUGACAAUCCAUAAUCAUUCCUUGCCUCUCCAAAAGCAUAUAAAUCCUAUCUUUCAGAAUCACUUUCAACAACUUACCCACCACUGAAGUCAGACUCACAGCUCCCGGGCUUCUCCUUCCAUCCUUUCUUAAACAAAGGCACAACAUUUGCCACCCUCCAGUCGUCCAGCACCUCACUGGUAGCUAAUAGAAAUAUUUCUGCAAGGGGCCCCACAAUUUCCUCCCUCACUUCUCAUAAAGCCCUGGGAUACACUAGAUCAGAUGCCAGAGAUUUAUCCACCAUUAUAUUUUCUAAGACCUCCAGCACUUCGUCUUUUGUAACAUCAACUGUUAUCAAAGCAUCAAUAUUUGUAUCCUUGAGUUUGCUAGCUUCCAUUUCUUUCUUUUAUAGUAAAAACUGGAAAAAAAAUUAUUUAAUAUCUCUCCCAUCUACUGAGGCUCAAAACAAAGACAAACCUCUUUGAUCUUUGAGGGGACCUGUGCGCUCUAGCUGCUUUCUCGUUCUUAUUGUGUUUGUAGAAUUUCUUUGAAUUAUCCUUAAAUCUUAUUUGCCAAGGUUAUCUCGUAUCUUCUGUGUGCCUUUCAGAUCUCUCUCUUAAGAAUGUCCCAACACACUUUAUACUGUUCAAGAGAUUAAUUUGAACCCUGUUGAUUUUUUUUUGGUCUUGACUCGAGCCUCAAUAUCUUUAUUCACCCAUUUUAUUCAACAUAAAGGAUGAUAGUGAUGGGGGCUUUAUGCAAAUAGAAUAAAGGUAGCAAGGUUUUUGAUGUCUUCGUGUUUGCUGAGGUGGCUGGGACCUCAUUGGAAGAACUGAAUUUUGAAGUGAUGAAGGUUAGAUGAUGAUUUCAGUAGCAGAUAGACUAAGGUAGACCAAGUGGGUAAUGUCAUAGAGAUGAAAGUAGAUGCCCUUUUGAUAGAGGCGCUAUGUGGUUAAAAGUUCAGGCAAAGGCCGGUUAGGAAAUUUGAGUUUGCAAGCAGUGCACAUGACAUUCAUUGAGGAAGAGAGACAGCAAUAAGCCUGUCAAUCAUCUACAAGGCACAAGUCAGGAAUGUGAAGGAAUAUUCCCCACCUGCCUGGAUGAGUGCAACUCCAACAAUACUCAAGAAACUCGACACCAUCCAGGACGAAGGAGCCCACUUGAUUGUUUAUUCAUCUACAAGCAUUUGCUCCCUUCAUCACCGAUGCUCAGUAGUAGCACUGUAUACUGUCUACAAGAUGCACUGCAACAUCCAAACUCAUAGCCACUACCAUCAAGAAGGACAAAUGCUGCAAAUACAUAGAGAUGAAUUUCCAUUUUUGGCUAAAUGCAAGUUGUUUUGAUUUUUUUGAGAGAUUCUCACCAUGAGGCCCAAUGAGAUUCCUUGUUGCAUCUUAUCAAACAUACCACAUGAACUACUUAUGUCGCCCCUGUAACAGCCCUCUCAUCCCAUUCUCCCCCAUUUUGUCAUGUGCCAUUGCCAAAAUAACUGGACCUGGCAAAGAGAUGUUGGCACCCCACUUUGCAGGCAGAGUACCUUUUCUUCCCUCAAGACCAGCAGUGGAGGCCACAAUACUAAACCCUGCCAGUCUGGCACAAGGUUACCACCAGGAUCAGUAGAGCUUCAGCCACCUGGGGGAAUAUCCAGCACUGUAGGAAGUAACUUAACGACAUUCUCUGCUCUGCCACCAUCUUCUUGUUGAUAUCUUACACUCAUUCUAUCUUUGCUACUGCACCCAUCUCCAACCAAAGCUCAUUCUCUACCAUUUUUACUUUCACAUGCAAAAUCUUUCUUACUUGCUCUCACCCAUCCCAACCCUCCACACCACUAACUCCACUUGCCCUUUAUACUACCUAGUUACUUUUGUGAAAGAUUGCCCCACCUACAUCAAAAGUAACAGCAGUGUCAAUCACUUUCAUCUCCUAUAAUACGUCUCUCAUUCCAAGAGGAAAAUAAUUUAAUAUGAUCGGCAGGCUGCCCAACAUUUAGUUCCUCACUUCUUAUGCGGAGAACAUCCUUAUUCUGACUGUUCCAAGCAACUGACUGACCAUGUACAAGCCACUGGACUAGUAUCAGAAGCUGCCCUUGUCUUACAUUGCAAGGAACCGCUGUCUAAAUACUAUUUCUCUUGACUUUAGUGAUGACUGCUGACAACCACAACAAGUUUCCUAACCAUGUGUCUGCACAAAAUUGCAAGAUUGUAUGGUAGGGAUGCUGCAAGAAUUCAGGUAGGUUCAGGGUGAGUGAGCAGUAUGGCAGCAAGUGAAGGGCCCAGAGAUGCGCCCUGGACAAGUCCAUGAGCUGCAGGUGGGUUUCUGAGCACACAGUGUCCUUGUUUCAGCAUUACAUGAUAGUUAUUGGUGCAGCAUUGAAGUUCAGAAGCAUCCUGUAAGUGGAUCAAAGAUGUGCCAAGAGGGUUCUUAGAGGGUAGCACAUGUUGGAUGCCAACAUCUAUGGACCAAAGAUGCACGUGGCCUGUAUCCAUGUUGAAUGCCCUAAGAUGUUGGUGCCUAGAAUCCAAUGUGGUGGUCCUUUGGAACAAGAAGUGAGUUGAAAUCACAGUUACCCAUUUGGAAUUGUCAGGAAUUUUCAAUGUCUAACUUGUUCAGUGCAUUUGGUCAGAUGUGAAGUUAAACAUUAAUAAGUUCAGAUAUGGUGUUAAUAUGGCAUUUAACAAGCUGUAAUUCUGCUUUAUUGGCAAUAUGCUACUGUCUAGUGAAAAACAUGUCUCACCACUCAGCAAAUGCAUAAAAGAUGCAAAAAGAAACAUUUCAUUGGGCUUCUUGUUCAAAUCUGCCACAAAUCUCACCUUAGCUCAUGUUGCUCAGACCUCUAUAAGUUUCAAUCAACUCAAACACCAUUACCACCUCAAGUUCCUCUCCAAGCCACUUGCCAUCCUAGAUUAGAAAUGUAUUGCUGUUCUGUCACUGUCACUGUAAAUCCCUCCCUAACAGCACCAAAUGGACUAUAGCAGUUCAAAACGCAGCUCACCAUUACCUUCGCAAGAGCAGUUUGGGAUGAGCAACAGAUGUGGGUCUUUCCAGCGAUGCCCAUAUCCCAUGAGUGAAUAAAAAAACAGUCUUGAAUUGACUGCAUCAGGAUUUAAGUGUGGAAUAAUCUGUGACUGACCACAGUAUAAAAAAAGACAACUAUUAUACCUUAGAAUUUAAUAAAUACAAGCAGAGAAGGCUGUUGGCUUUGUUUAGUCAUUCAAGAAGAUCAUGAUUGAUCUGACCUUGCCCUUUUUUAAUGUCUGUGUCUCUUCCAUAUUAAGAACUAUAUUUCUUGUUAGUGGAAUGCUGAAAGUAUUUCAGCUUAUAAUUUUACAUGCUUUGUACUACUUCUUAAAUGAAGAAAGUAGUAAGCAAUUAAUAUAUUGCCACACUGUAGAUGAAAAUGGCACACGUUAAUUUCCAAAUGUAAUACAACAAAAGCCUUUUGUCCUCCAAUAGGUAUUGUAUGAGCAAUAAAACCAAAUAAUUUGUAUUUUUGUUCCAUCACAUUUUGUAGUUAAUUUCUAAAUUUGAUCAAUUUAGUAUUAAGUACAAAAAUGUUUGUCUUAAAAGGACAAUAAUUUAAUGAAAAAUGAUUUGACAAAUCACUGAUUGUAGAGGGAGUAGAAGUGUAGGAGUAAUAAUUUUUAUCUUAAUGCAAUGAGCAAAUGGCUGACUAAUUUAUCUCUUGCAGAUUUGUGACUUUGUGGCAAAUCUUUUCUUAUGAAAGCAAUGCUCUUUUAAUGGCAUCAUUGGAAUGAAGCCUGUGGCAUUCAGCUGUUAUUCAUAAAACCCGUUUAAUACAAACAAUUGAUGGUGCUUAAAAGAUAUAUUAAUACUAUUUAAAAUCUAAGAUUGAAUGUCUUGACUAGAAUACCAACUGCUCCAGAAUACUAAUUGACAUUCACAUUCAAGAAAUUAUAUCACCUUUUGUCCAAUGGUCUUCCAUAUUUAUGGAAACUCAAAGCUUGUUUGUGGUGAAGAAAAUUGUAUUGCAUCAGUGGCCUUCACAAAUACUCUACGAUUAUAUUGUGAAACCACUGAAGGGUCAGCAUAACUAUAUGCCUUGUAUUUCCAUGGUUUACUUUUGUUAUAAGAUGUGUCGCCUGGAUAAUUGUUUUGUGCUGAGGAAGUACUCUCAGUUUUGGUAGCUUGCUCAACAGCAGGAAGAUAUUCCUUUAACACUCCCUGUUUGGCUACAUGGAUGGAAUCUCUACAUUGAUCAUUUAAGUCUUUGUGUUGAUAAUCAUCUUUUAUUUCAUGCAAAUCAUUGAAUGAAACAGUCAGGAUUUCAGCAGUGAUAACAGAUUGUAGUUUUUGCUGAACUUCUUUCAGCUCUUGCUUUUCAUUUGAGUCAAUGAAUGACUCAGGGCGCUUAGUUUGUAAAAUUGUUGUUGUCUCUGCAACUUCCUUUAGUAUUUCUUGAGACUGUUCCUCUUGCACAGCUGAGUUAACUGAGUCAUUAAACUUGUCCGGAAUAUGCUUGUGCUGAUUAUCGUCAUGUUUCUUGUCUUUUGAUUUAUUUUCUGAUAGGAUGUGAGUUUUAGGAACAAUAUCAGACUCUGAUUUUUGUGGAAUUCUCUUCAGUUUUUGCUUCUUACACAAAUUAGUGAAUGACUGUGACCUCCUUGUUUGUAAG